Messenger RNA from Podarcis muralis (Common wall lizard), 1632 nucleotides. RefSeq names its product serine peptidase inhibitor, Kunitz type 4 (gene SPINT4). Gene Ontology annotation, cellular component: extracellular region. The record is from RefSeq and is a predicted model, not a curated record. Lineage: Eukaryota; Metazoa; Chordata; Lepidosauria; Squamata; Lacertidae. Gene Ontology annotation, molecular function: serine-type endopeptidase inhibitor activity.
GUAGGGCUGUUGCUCUGGGGCCGGAUUAGAAGGGAAUCCAGUGAGCCGGCUUGUGACAAGCCUUAGCGCGUCCCCCGUGAGCCGGCCCCGCCUGCCUGGCCCUUUAAAAGCCACCGGGCUCGGCUGGCAGGGUUCAGACACGGCUCUGGCAGCACCAUGAAGGCAGGUGGUCUCCUCCUCCUCCUCUCCGUGGCCCUGCUGGCCCUGGGGGCCCAUUGCAUGCCCUCUUUGGACGCCAAGGAAGCAGAAGGCAAGGACGGCAAGGACGGCUACUGCUACAACGUGCCACCCGUGGCGAACAUCUUCGAAGAGAGGAACUGUAGCGCCUGCCUCCAAAACAAGUCCUGCUCCACCUGUGACAAUGACUCCCAGUGCCCGGGCACCCAGAAGUGCUGCCCAGGGGACUGUGGCUACGUCUGCCAGGAAGCCGUCAUUGACUUCUGCCGCCUGCCCUCGGUCUGCGGAAACUGCAAGGCGAUGUUCGCUCGCUACUUCUACAACGCCUCCACCCAGAAAUGCGAGCAGUUCGUCUAUGGCGGCUGCGGUGGGAACAAGAACAAUUUUGACACGGUAGACGACUGCAUCCGAACCUGCGGGAAGUCCCGGACGGCCUAGACCGAGAAAGCCAUCGGGGCAGACCUGUCCCCUCACUGCGAGAUCUGACUCCGUCCUCCUCUCAGCAGCUGCACCUUCCUUCCUGGCCUGGUGGAGAAGGGGCUCAGAGACCCCUGACAUCUUUGACUCUGUUUCGGAAAAUGGGAUGAGAGGAGCAAGGGAUCCUGUGUGCGCGCUCUGCCUGCUCUCCAACCUGCCAGCUCCUUGAUCGUGGGUUCCUGGGAAUGCCUCACCCUCUGCAAUGCGUCCGACAUGUUUCUGCAUGAAAGCAAUACCUGUGUCGAAAGCCUGUGUCACAAUCGAUACUUAACCCCCGUCUGACACUUCUCUGCUGUUUCCUGUGAUAGUCUUGGCAGGGGAGACCAAGAAUUUGUGCUUCAGGCCUCUUGGUCCACAUCUUCGUAGAUCCUUGAUCCUGUGGCAAAGUCUAAGGAUCUCCAAAAUCAUAGAAUUGUAGAGUUCUAGUCCAACCUGCUGCAAUGCAGAAUCUCUGACAGGUGGCCAUCAAACCUCUGCUGAUAAACCUCCAAGGAAGGAGAUCAUUUUACCCAAGGAGCGCUGCUGGAUGACCCGCUGACAUGGCUGCCCCCUCUCGUGGUUUCCGUUGCUCCCCAAUUGUUGCUUGCAGCCCCCACUGCCUGCUCCCCUGCAGCUGUCCCUGACCUCGGUGAUGACCUGAGUGGCGUGAGAUGCACUUGUUUGCGCUUUGGAAGGGGAGAAGGGCUUUGCUAGGAUAUACGGCUGUGCUCCCCAUCCCAAGGAAACGUGAAGCAAAAACUGCAUUUGUCCAAGCAAAGCUCAUAGCAGAUCCUCUCCCCCAUUUGGAAACUGAGCCAUGCAAGGCAGGUGCCCGCUGAGAAAAAGAUGUCACCUUAUGUCCAAGAUGCAGAAAAAGGCAGAUACCAGCCGCCUCCUGAGUGUUAAGUUCCUAGAAUCCGAGAACAGUAGAGUUGGACCCCAAGAGUCAUGGGCAUAGCCAGGAUCUUUGCUGGGGGGGCGGGCGGGGAGAGAACCUCA